AAAUGAGCCCACUUCCAAGAUUGCACAAAGCACAAUCGCCGAAGAAGGACCUGCAAAUUAGCUGCUGAGGCUACCAUGGAAGGCGAAAUUGAAGGAGGAGAACCACAGCUGCCACCAAACCGAGCUCGGCACAUAAAGAAACGAGCUCUUAAAAACAAAGCUCUGGCUGUAUCUUUUAACGAGAAAGAUCUCAGGGACUAUGUAACUGGUUUUCACAAGAGGAAGAAAAAGAGAAGAAAGGAAGCCCAAAAGAAGCAAGAGGAGGCCUUGCGGCGCAAGCGUAUCGAGGAGCGCAAAAAGAGGAAGCUGGAAAGAGAACUCGUGUUAUAUGGAGAAGCUCCACCAGCAUCUGUUGGUGGUGAUGAGUAUAAUGAGGAUGGUGAAGAAAGUGAACCAAUUGCAUCAGUCAAUGGGACAAUGGAAUAUGACAAUGGGGACAUGAAAGUCACUGUGACAACUACUGAGAUUUCUCGAGAAGAUAAGGAUGACCACGGUGGAAAGAUGCAAACAGCAGUGCCAAUGCCAAGAUUGGCUGGAGAUGAUAAGAAGCACAAUUUAUCUGUUAGUAAAAAGAAAUCAUUUAAGAAAGUCUCAAAGCACAACUCGAGGUCAAAGCCACAUGAUAAAAGAGAUAGAAGGAAGGGAAAGAAAAAGAACAAGAAGUGGUAAUUGUCCUCCUGCCAAAUGAAUUGUGGAUGUGAAUAGAGAACAUAACUAGCACAAUUGUUGAGUGCAUCCUGCUAGGCCAUUUAAACUUAAAGUCAUAUUCAUAGUUUGGCAAUUUGAAGGGUAGGUGAUGUUUGCUCAUGGUAUCGAGUGAUAUAUUCUUUGCCAACAGUUCAUUAAAUUUUGAAUCGGGUGUAUUUGAACAGUUUCUGUUGUGAAUUCUUUUUGUACACUUCUUUUAAUGUCAUGCCAAACUGGCAGUAGUUAUGGUUUAAUUACAAUGUGCUUUCUUCAA
Molecule: messenger RNA, 961 nt
Organism: Hevea brasiliensis (rubber tree)
Lineage: Eukaryota; Viridiplantae; Streptophyta; Magnoliopsida; Malpighiales; Euphorbiaceae
Product: ribosomal RNA-processing protein 17
Exons: 4
Coding region: 76-669 (197 amino acids)
Cellular component (GO): nucleolus
Molecular function (GO): RNA binding
Source: RefSeq, a predicted model, not a curated record